UCAGUCAUCGUAUGUUGCGUAGGCCGCCACUUUUCUCCUCUUGGCCUUCACCACCGGGGCGGCAAUCGUGGGCUGCGGUGGGCCGGCAGCAGGCGCAGACACUGCCACGGCCGCCGUUGCUGCUGGCUGUGGACCGCCAGGAAUCGGAGUGGCCGCCUCAGCUGGUGGUGCUGGUGGUGGCGGGGGCAGUUGGCCGAGUGCUUGUUUGGCUGCUUCGACUUCCUUCUCGCUGAAAAGCUUCACAGGCACCGACACUCUGACAGAGACACAGGUUGAUUGAGUGAGAGAGAGGUGCAGCCGAAUGUGAGUGGGUGUGAGUUGUGUGUACCUGACUCUCCACGUGUGGCUGUCGAGUCUUUCCCAUUCGAUCUCAGGAAUGACGCGUCGCAGCGAAGGGAGCCUGCGCAUGACACGACCAAAGGAUAUGGCUGGUUAUGUGUGUGCGCUUGUACGGUUUUCUCUCUCACUCGUGGAUGAGUUUGAGGUGCCAGUCGUAUGGGCCGGCAGUCACCUUGAGCACUGGGUCAUCGAUUAUCUCAGCGCUGAUGUCCUGCCAGUGACAGCACGACACACAGAAGAGCCCGUGAGAGAGUGAGUGAGUGAGUGGCUCGCUUGGCUGACAUUGGCAAUCACUGACGUGGGCUCGUUGGCAAAGUAAACUGCACACACACACACAGAGGAGGUGUGUGUGUCUCUGUCUGAUUGUGUGUCAUUCAGACUGACUGACUUGUGUAGGUGUCCUGCCCACUCUCCGACUCGACAUACGCGUGGCUGUUCACUGACACACACACACACACACACACAAACAGACAGAUCACAUCGACACACUCGCCUGGUGUCUCUCUCUGUCUCUCUCUGCUCAGGAAUGAUGCGCACUUGCGGACUCAGCGGUGUCGAUGGGCGGCGGUCUCUUGUGUGCGUGGCGGUGGCGGAGCAGACCGCCGUGAGCCACGUGGGGUGCCAGGCACACACACAGCACCAGCAGCACCGACACCAUCACCUCACACCUCAU
Vitrella brassicaformis is the source of this 1012-nucleotide messenger RNA. Lineage: Eukaryota; Vitrellaceae. The record is from the annotation of a GenBank genome assembly.